Molecule: messenger RNA, 1939 nt
Organism: Oldenlandia corymbosa var. corymbosa
Lineage: Eukaryota; Viridiplantae; Streptophyta; Magnoliopsida; Gentianales; Rubiaceae
Source: the annotation of a GenBank genome assembly
CUUUAAUUUACUUUCCUCAGAUUGGGCUUAGACAUGGGCAUGGGCCUCAGACCAAUUGAGAAACGAACAGAACUCCCCUAAGAUUAGAAUCCACCAAAGCUUCACAGCGACUUCUUCUCUCCAGCGAUCGCCUCCGCUGCCUGAAUUGCCGUAUCGUUUCAAGGUAUGUUCUUGUUCUUUUAUUUUUUCCGACGUCGUCUUUCAUUCUCCGAUACACACUGAGUAAAACGAUCAAUCAUUCUGCUUUUGAAAUUAGCUUUCUUCCUUUGAUUUAUCGACUUAUCGUGGCUUAUUAUUCUCUAUCCCCAAAUCGAUUAGGGUUUAUGAAUACCGCUGUUUAUAUGUAUUGGAUCAGUUGUUCGAUUCUUCUAUAGGAUGCAGAUCAAUUCUUUUUUUUUUUUUGGUUGGGUAUUAUUAAGCUUGUUUAGUUCGGGAAUUUGCAAGUGUUUUUUGCUGCGGAAUUUUGAUUAGUUCCUCAAUUUUUUUUUCUGUUCAAAAUUAUAGCAUAAAUUGGUUUUUUGGUGAACAAAACUGUUUAGCCUUCCAUCAGUGGGGAUAGUUAACUGAUCAUCUGUAUCUUGUUUUGUUCAUGCCUUUUAGGAUGUCUACGGGAACGGGCCAACUACCUCACACUUCUACAUCCAAGGCACGACUUCAACCGGAUCCGUUUCUUAAUGAACUAUCUAACAUGUUUGAGCAAAACACGGAGAAGGGUUCUGUUUGGGUCACUCUCAAGCACUCCUCUGAUAUGUGUAAGGCACAUAGGAACAAGAUGACGACACCUAUCGAGUUUAAAUGUUUGAUCCGAGCAACUGAUGGCAAAAGGACUAUUUCUACUUUGGUAAGCCCUACUUUCUUUUUUUUUUUUGAAAUCUGAUUUUUGGUUGAAGGGUUUUGUGAUCUUCACUGAAAGUUUUUAUCUGUAUGAGUUUUUCCGACUGACUAGCUGAAUUACUGCAAUUGGAAGAUGCUUUUAUUACUUUCCUUUGGAAAAUUUGGGCCUUUGAGGAUUACUUUUAGUAUUGCUUGAUAUUUCAUUUGAGUUGCAAUUAGCAACACAACUGGAUAUCUAGAGUCUUAAGAAAUCUUAUCUAAAUACGAUGAAGUACAAAGACUUUGUAGGCCUGACUAGAUGCUUUCACUCUAUCCAUCAGUAGGUGCUUUGUAGUAGCAUCAUUUUUUUUCCUUCCUUUUCUCUGCCUGUGGCUGUAAAUGAAGCCUAGUUAGCUCAUGAUGACUCAUGGCAGCCUAAAAAAAGAGAUCGGACUCUGUAUCCCACGUCUCUUUCUGCUCCUGACUUUAUACUGUGUGAGUUUAUGGAUAAUGCAUGAUCUGUACGAUGAAACUAUGUGUUUCUGUUACUUUAGACGACUGCAAAUCCCCUUUAUACUGUUUAACUUCCGCAAGAAGAGAAUUUGCAGCUUCUCAUUCUCGCAAGAACAUUGCGGACCACUAUUUACUUUGGUUUUGACUGCUUGAUUUUCUUGAAUCGUGGAUCCUAGGUUGGCCAGAAGGAUCAUCAAAGGUUUCAAGCAUCAUAUGCAACUAUUCUGAAAGCUCGAAUGACGGCGUUGAAGAAGAGGGAGAGAAAAGACAAGAGAAAAGCAGCAGAUUCUGCUGCUGGUGACAAGAAGAAGAAAGGGGGCUCGAAGAAAUGAUCAGCAUCUUAAUUGCUGCAAAAACUUUUGUAUUUGUGAUCUAUUUUUGGUGGACUUAUUUUGGGUGAUAGAUAGGUUAGUUUAAGCACAUCUUACUCCCCAGGCUUUAAAGGUUGAUUGAGAAUAUAAAUCUAAAAUUAUUCAAUACAAGUUGGAUCUGCGUAUUCGAAUCUUUUAGUUUAUUUCAGUAGUUUCAAGUUUUGAAUGAUUGGUCAUGCGCAAAAUGUAACUAUCGAAACAUUGCCAGCAUAACCAAUAUAGGUCGCUUUAAUUUUAUGGGG